Monomorium pharaonis (pharaoh ant) is the source of this 4493-nucleotide messenger RNA. Its product is annotated as golgin subfamily A member 4. The transcript is spliced from 10 exons. Bases 755 to 3670 code for a protein of 971 amino acids. The record is from RefSeq and is a predicted model, not a curated record. Lineage: Eukaryota; Metazoa; Arthropoda; Insecta; Hymenoptera; Formicidae.
GUGGCGCCGCUCCAUUAUAAGCCAACUUUACAAGCAUUUUUUUCAGGAAGUUCAGAGUAACGCUUAAUAAAAGCACGUGUACGUCGCGAAAAAAAAUUCUUUCGUCGUUGAUAAUAUCGCUUUAUUUUUCGAUAAAUUUUGUAGCAAUGCCAAUCAAUUCAGAGAAAACUAUUUUCUCAUUUGUUCAUAUUUAAGUUUUAGUUUUACUCAAUUUUUAAUUUUAAUUACUAAAAGAAAAUUAAAUUACAAUUACUUGUAUUUCAGUCUUUAUAUGUGUGCUACUAAUAUUGUAUUUUUCUAAUUGUUUUUUAACAUUUUUUAAUAUACGUAUGUGUAUGUGUAUGCAUUUAAUAUGCAUAUGCGCAUAAAAUCAUCCCGUAAAUCUCUCUGCUCUUUAAUUUAAAGAUUAAUUCUAAAAUAUUCUAUGAAUUUUAAGUUAAAAUUAUUAAAUCCGAUGCGUAUAUUUUUCAAAAAAUGUUUAAUUGGUUUUAUCGUAGUUGCACAUUUUCUUCUUCGAAGGUAUCAACGCACAACCGUCCAACGUAAAAUUAAUCGCGAUUUCGAAACACCUCGAAGUCGUCGACUGUCUCACAUGAACAUAAACCAAUGUUAACGCUCGGUCGUCUCACAGUCCAACCAAAAAGACUACGAAAUUAAAAUUCUCUUCGAGAUCAUCCCUCUCGAAAAUCUCGCAGAUCUAUUUGCAAAUCCAACUGUCAUUGAUCGUGCCACGUUAUCGUGUAAAGCCGGGAUAAUGCUGAGCGAAGCGGUCGCGAUAAAUCCUUCAGAAAAGUCGGAAGACCAUUCAUCAAAUACUUCAAGAAAAUCAGCUGCAUUGAGUACCGGAAAUAAAAUUAAAAGUAAAAUUCCGACAAAUCUUUUUGGACGAAAUGGCAUGCAAGGCGACUCGGCGAGUCAUCCAACAUAUGAGGAGACUUUCAGCGGGAUUAGCUCCAACAACAACUCUGCUCGUCGACCGAGCAUAAGGAUUCUGAGUGCGUCUAAAAAGCCGACCCACACGGUUCCCGCGGACAAACGUCAGCUGGAAAUACAAUACAAAACAAAAAGAAUGCGAUACGCGAAUCUGAAAAAGACGCUCAUCAAUAAGCAAAAACUCGCGCAAGAUCUGUACGACGAGAUGUCGAGUUUGCGGGAGAAGAUAAUCACGGCCAGUGGCAAGGACCCCGGCAAGAUUGAGGAGCUGAGAUCGGCACAAGUGGAGUGUCCCAGGCAAAGCCCGCCGACACCGACGAGCUCGCGGCACGACUGCACCGAGCAGCAGGAGCCAAUCUGCAUGGACGAGUCGGUGGUAAUCGGUAUGUCGCUGUUGCAAAAUCAGCUGCGGGAUCUUCACGACCGCUCCGAAAAGAUCUGUCAGCGUGCCCUGGACAAGAGCUCGUCGUUCGCAUCCCUCGUCAAGUUCUGGCUGACAGAAUCGAGCCGACAGGACGAGUCGGGCAACCUGUUGGUCCCGGUGAAUUAUUCGGAGGUAGAGGCGCAGCAGGCGAACUUCACGCGAGACAAUGAGGAGAUGAGAACGCAGCUGGAUGAUCUGAGAGCGGCCCAAAAGGACUUUGUCGCCGAAUUUGCGAUGAGAUCCUCGAGUCUGCGUAGCGAAUACGACAAUUAUCGCGGGCGUGUGAAGGAGGAGCGGUCGAAUGUCGAUCGCGGGGACUUGCUGCAGGAGCAACUAAACGUCACCCUGGAGGAGCUCAAGGCGGAACGUGACAAGGCGAAUCAGGGGAAGGAUAGGGUGAGGCUGAUGGAGAUACAAAUACAAAAAGCGCGAACGAAGAUUCGCGAGCUGGAGGGGCACGUGGCUAACGAGGAGGUGAAGUCGCAACAGCUGCAAAACAGCGUAAAGUCAUUGGAGGCUCAGUUAAAGCAGAAGGAUCAGGCGAUGGAGCUAAGGAUGAAGGAUAUGCACAAGGUGAUGAAGACCAGUGAAGGCCUUGUGGCGAAGAUGGAGAAGCAACGCGACAGUUACGAGUCACGGAUGCUAGAGCUCAAAGAAACGUUGACUCGCAAGGAAACGGAAGCAAAUGCUACGAUUAAAGAAUUAUCGGCAAAAUAUGAUACGAUCGAAGCAGAAAUCGUCGAAGAGAGAGAAAAGAGGCUACAAGCCGAGAGCGCUCUAACUGAAAUAGAAGAACGUUACAAGCAUCUCGAGGAGAAGAGCCAGCUGCUCUGCGACCUCGCGAGUGAGAAGAGCAAUAAUAUUACUGUCACAGAUAAUGGUCAUACGCAGAACGAGAUUUGCUUGUAUAACGAUUUGAUGGCGGCCCGGGCCGAGCUAGAUAGACAGAGGGAGAAGAUUGAGCAACUCGAGAGGGAGAAGCAAGAGAUUGUCGCUGUGAUGCAUCAGGCGGCAAGUCGCGAUAACGAAGAUGAGACGAAGGGUAAAUUGGCCGCCGAACUUGUGACCAAGACUAAUGAUCUUCAAAAUUUGAUGCUAGAGCACGCUCGGCUCCAGAAGAUCGCCAGAUUCGCGCAAGAGAGAAAUGAAGUACUGGAGAACCAGUUAUCUGAGAUUCAGCAUAGUCUUCAGGCAAGAUUGAAAGAAAACGGUAAAUUCCAAGGAUUCGAAGCUGUAGAGCUUCAACAGCAGGUCAUCGACCUGCGAAACAGCUUGGCCGAGGCUACUCAGCAGAAUCAAGAGCUGGAGACCACCUUAACGCAGAAGCAACUGGAGUUGGAGCAGCGCGAUCGAGUGAUGCGCGAACAGAGCAAAUUUCUCAAAGUCCGGGAUGAGUUGCUCAGCCUUCUCAAAGGAAAGCAGGCGAAUGAGACAAAUCCUAACGAAAAUUACGAAGAUGUCGAUGAAAUCAAUAAACAGAUCGCAGCGAAAACAGAAGCGAUACAGGAACUGUACGUCACAUUGGAGGGUAAACAGAUGCAAGUAAUGCGAUUGGAAAAGCUGGUGAAACUGCUGGAGGAUCAGCAGGACCGCGCACAGGCACAGCGUACGCGACUCGAGCAUCGCAUCGCGCAGCUGGAAGUGAGCUUGCGGGAGAAGAGCAGAAACGACAACAGUCGGUAUGUCGCAAGAAGGUAUUCGCGUAAACCUCGGUCAAACAUCGUCGACGACAGAUUAUCACGCACUUUUUCUUGCGAAUCGAGACGAGCAUUGCUGGAGGCAUCUGUGCCAAAGUUUCACUUCGCCGAUACGCAUUCGCGCGUAAGCUUAAAAUCCCCGCGGUGUCGAUACUUCUCGUGUUACAUUCCGCCUGCAAAGAGUUCGGAUCCUCCGUCAGGAAAGUUUCUUAACAACUGGUGUCGCGUUUCUUCCGACAAGAAAGAGGCCUUCAUUUGCGAGCAAUGUCGGCGGGAAGUUAGCGAGAAAUUCAGGGAUGACGUAAUCCAUCACGCUGGAAACCAUCGCAUUAGGAGGUCUCUUUACAGUUGGUUGAUGGAUUCCUCGGUUUUGGAAGCUUUCGGCGAACCAACGAAUCGCGUGAACAAAUUUCACGCUGAGCCCAUCAGCUCGUCUGAGGAAGACGAGGAUUGCUUCCUUGUUAAUCCUAUAAUUUAUGAUAACACGAAGGAUUGCAGCAGGAAACCGCGUCGAUGUCGGGAGCAACAUUGUUAUCGAUAUCGCGGUCGCCUGCCAAGACGGUCUCUUCACGAUGUCUCUCUUCGACGAUGUAAUCCAAUUAUUCGCACGACAUAAUGCGCCAUUGUUUCUCAUAUAAUUCGUGCAUUACAAUGCGUCUUAUUAUAUUCAUGUUAUAAUUAAUCACUUCAUCCUGAAUAAUAUAAUAGAAAAGUAUUCCUAAAAGAUACGAUUGUAAUAUUUUGCCAUAAAUGACAAAAUAUAUUUUCUUUUAAAUUAUAUGACCGCUUUGCAUUGACAAUUAACUUUUUAUUCAUUAAUUCAAUAAGUUAUAAUAACAUAGUACUUGCAAAUAUCUAUUAUUUUACUAAAUUAAUCGUUGUCAUUACGAAUACAAAUAAGCGGGCGUUAUUAACACACUCGAGACAGAUCAGUUUUACACGAAUUUUUAUUUGUAUAUUUUAUUUCAUUGUAUCAUUAAAACAUUUUUUGUUUCAAAUGUGUUAAUUAUGACCUGUUUUGAUAGGCUAGGUACUCAUUGCUGCAUUGUAUCGAUAUCGAUGUAAUUCGACGACAGAAUUUCUUACAGAGUGCCUAGCCUUGCAAACAGAUUGAUUUUUUUUCUGUAGUUUUGAUAAUUGAUCUUUUAUGUUUUAGGAGUAGAGCCUUCGGCAUCCUGUAAGAAACUCUGUAAUUGUCGACACAGCCUAUAAACAUCAACAAUUGCGACUACACUGGAUUUAACAAGAAAUUAUUUACAAGUGCAUAAUAUCUAAUCCACGUGUACAUUUAAAAUAAUAUGUAAAAUGUACAAAAUUGCACGUAAUAUAUACAUAUUUUAAAACAAAUACCAUGUUUAUACAAACACGUUUUUGUAGACCCCAUUUGUUUUGUAUAACAUUUGUUCUAUUAAAUAAAAAAUAUAUAUGUAUAUAUACAU